UUUGCUUGUGUUUUUCAAGACAGUGUACAAAAUAAAUAAAAAAAAAACAAUAUUGCAACUCUUCAAGCAGCCCAAUCAAACAACACACGAUCCACACCCCCAACACCCCCAACUCCCCCAGGCAGCGCAGUAGCUUUUAAGCUGCGCAGCCAUGCUAGUGUCCGGACUUAAAUGGCGUCCACAAUAAUCACAGCACAGAGCAGCACAGGCGGCCCCGUCGAUCCAGCAUCGACAGCUAGCAGCGCCAGCAGCAAUCCAUUGCCAGCAAUCACAGCAACAGUUGCCUCCGCUACGGCCGAGCUGCACAAUACGCAUCUCAAUCAGUUGAGCAGUCUCAGUCAGCAUUAUACGACGCCCUAUCACCAUCAUCAUCACUAUCAGCAACAGCAACAGCAACUGCAACAGCAGCAGCAGCAACAACUGCAGCAGCAACAGCACCAACAUCAGCAUCUGCAGCAUCAGCAACACUAUCAGCAGCAGCAACAACAGCAGCCGUUAACGGAGCCACAACAGUCUCAACACUGGGACUACUAUGCACGUCAGCAACCAGUGGCGCCCGCCAACAACAACAACAACAACAACAGCAACAGCAACAACGGCAGCAGCAAUACAAACAGCAACAGCAACGUUAACGGCAGCAAUAGUAGCGACAACAAUAAUACAAAUGUUGCCACACCUUUGGGCAGCAACAGCAGCAAUGCUAAUGGCCCUCCUACUGCUGCCAGUGGCCAUGCCCACAGUGGCCACGCCCACAGCAAUCAUCACGUCCAUGAUACAACAAAUGCCGUUGCUGCUGCCGCCGCCGCCGCCGCCGCUGCAGUCACAGUAGGCACCAACGGCAACGGUUCCAACCCCAAUUCGAAUUCAAACUCCAACGGCAGCUAUACACGUCCCUGGGAAAUGGAAUCCAAGGAUAGCCAGCAACAGCAAAUUCAGCAUCAGCCACACCAGCCGAAGAGCGGCUUUGAGCCCUUCUCAAAGCUGCCCUCAUUCCAGAGUCAAUUUCACGGCUACAACGAUCAAUUGCUGCCCGAUGGAACACCGAUGCCAAUGCCAAUACCAGCUGCAGCCGCAGCAGCAGCAGCAGCCGCAGCAGCAGCAGCAGCCGCCGCCGCCGCUGCUGCUGGCGCCGGAGCUGGGGCACUGCAAACGGUGGCCAUGUCUCCGGCCAGCAUCUCAGUCAGUUCGCCGGGCAUGAUGAGCGUCGGUUCACCGUUGACCCAGUUGCCGGGCAUGCAGACGAGCAUAACACCGCCAUCGGGCAGUUUUACACCGUUGGGUGCACCACCGCCGCCACCGAAUGCAUUUCAUCACAUGCACUCGCAUCAUCGUGGUGCCGCAGCAGCAGCAGCAGCUGCUGCUGGCUAUCCUCUGAUGCCGGCCGCGACUGCUGCAUUUGGUGAUCUGCAAUUGUAUCCGGGCUUUGGGCCUGCAUUGGGUAGCAAAAAGGAGGCAGCAGCGGCGGACUAUGACUUGCUGACGGGCAGCAUGCUGCUCAAGAAGGAUGACUUUGAUCUCAGUAGCAACAGCAACAGCAACAGCACACAUCUGCAGCAGCAUCAACAACAACAGCAGUUGCAGCAGCAGCAGCAGCAGUUGCAUGCUGGCCUGGGCGUGGCAGUUGGCAUGCAUACGCCAACAUCGUACGAUGGCAAUAACAGCAACAGUUUUCCACAUGCUGCCAGCAGCAGUGGCAGCCAUACGCCGCACACAACCCAACCGCUGACGCCGACGCCAACGACAACAACAACAGCAACGACGACACCAUUGAAGGCGGAGAAGCUGUUGCAGUCGCCGAUAGCGCGGCUGGAUGCACGCAAGAAGGAGCGACGGAAACAGCGGCCCAAUUCGCUAGAGUCCAGUGCCGAGAGUGAGGCCAGCGGCAUGGACGUGGAUCCCAGUGGCGGCAAUCCCGGACAGGUGGAUGCCGUUUCCAGCACGGCCAACUUUAAGAGUCCGCUCAGCGCACUCAUGGGCGAUAGCAACGAUGCAACGAAUGCCAAUGGAUGCGAUAAGCAGUCGAAAAAGAAGCGCAAACGCUGCGGCGAAUGCGUUGGAUGCCAGCGCAAGGAUAACUGCGGCGAAUGUGCCCCAUGCCGCAACGACAAGAGCCAUCAGAUCUGCAAGCAGCGUCGCUGCGAGAAGCUCACCGAGAAAAAGGAACCCAAAGCCAAGCCCAUCGUUUACGGUGCCGACGGUCAACCCGUUCGUCCAGAUGCAAAGCGCGGACGCGGCAAGGGCAAGUCAAGUGGCAAUGCGAGUGGCGCCGUUGUGAAUGCGACAGCCGUUGCCGCUGGCAAUGGAACGCCAACAACUGGGUCACGAGCCCGUAAAACCUCCACCAAAGCAAAUAAACUGAAUGCAGCCGCUGGUGCCAUUGCAGCCGCAUCAGCAACAUCACCACGUCUAAGUCCAGUGCCUGCAGCAACACUGUUGCCACAGCAAUCGCCAAAUACUACAACAGCAACAGUUGCCACAACGGGUGGCAGUUUGCAGCAGCAGCAGCAGUAUCAGCAGCAGCAACAGCUACAGCAGCAACUGCUGUCACAUCAACAACAGCAACAGCAGCAGCACUAUCAACAGCAGCCGCAGCAACAGCAGCACUUUCAGCAACAGCAGCACUUACAGCAGCAGCAACAGCAAACGCAACACCAUCAGCAGCAGCAGCAGCAGCACGCACAGCAACAGCAGCAGCAGCAGCAACAUCAGCAUUUGCAUCAGCAGCAGCAUCAAAUAACCGCACAAAUUCAAACCAUGAAGGAUCAACCGCAACAACCCAUGGCACCCAUGGCCUUCUAUCCGACGUGGCAGGCGGAUCCAUCGCAGGGCUGGCAGAAUCAGUUCAUACAGCAAAUACCACAGAAUACUCCAGCCAUCACAUCGCUCAACUCGUUGGAUUUCCAGACACAGUCCUACGCCUAUCCAUCAAAUGGCUACGUGCAGACGGGUCUCGGCUUCGAUCCCAACUACGGUCGCUCACCAUACGGUGCUCCGGUCCAACGUUACGACUUCCAGAGCCAACAGCUCUCCAGUGCGCCAAUCAAUCAAGUGGGUCUCCAAAGUGUUGCCGCUGGCUUUGCGCCCGGCGGCGUUAGUUAUGCCGGUCAAGUGUCCACAGCGCCGGCGCCACCUGCAGUCGGUCUGCAGCAGCAGCAGCAACAACAGCAGCAACAGCAGCAGCAACAGCAACAUCUUGGUGCUGAUCUGAACAAGAGCAUGUCGGGAAACGACACGCCUGGAUAUCCGCGGGUGAGCAGCGUGCCGCCGCGCUCACUCAACUGUAACGGGUAUCCAGGCGACUACAGCGGUUCUUCACAGCAACAACAACAACAACAGCAACAACAACAGACGACAACGGCAGCGCCCAGCGCUGCAGCCACACCCACAGCGGUGCCAGUUGCCGCUGGCACUGUGGUGGCCCAACCAGCCGGCUCACCAAUGCAAACACAGUCACAAACCGUGCCACCAUCACCAACGCGCAGUCUCAUUCAGCAGCAGCAGGUUCAACAGGUGCAGCAGCAGCAGCAGCAACAACAGCAGCAGCCACGCCUUGUUUCCCAGUCACCAAACCAAGUGCCGCCCUCGCCCAAUGGCAAUGGACUGCAGCCAUACGGCAGCAGCGUCCAACAGCAGACGCAUCCACAUCUUGGUUCACCGCCCAUGCAGGACUGGAACUGGAGCAACCAACAGCAACAGCAGCAGCAGCAACAGCCGCCGCCUGCUCAGCAGCAACAGCAACAGCAUCAGCACGCCAGUGAUGGUUAUGCGGCGCAGGGUGAACGCUUGCAUCUGAAUACUCGGAUCAAGUCCAUGAUAAUGCGCAAGAGUGACUCCAAGGAUGCGCCACCCGAUAUACAGCUGCAGGGUGCUCCGCCAGUGGCAGCCGCACAGCAGCAGCAACAACAACAGACCGGUCAUUUUUUAUCGUAUAGCCACCAUCUCCGGCCCGAGACGGCGCUGAGCGCCAACGGUUCGAGCAGCGUCACACCAACGUCCUUGGGCGUUGCCGAGCCAAUCGGAGGUGGUGGCGAUCACAUCUGGAAGCCGCAUCACGCCAACUCAUUUAAGAAGCCCAGCGUGGGCGGCAGCAGCAACUAUGCCGGCACAGAUCAUCAGUUGCAGCUGCAACUGCAGCAACACCAACCCGGACAGCACACAACCAUCAGUCAUGCCGAAGUCGCACCACCGCCCCCACCACAACCCAUACAGCAGCAGCAGCAGCAACAGCAGCCGCCGGUGCCUCCCCAGCCGCAGCCGAAGAAGUCGCGCAGUCGCAGCAAGGCGAGUCGUGCUGCAGCCGCUGCUGCAGAGGCAGCUGCUGCCGAAAUCGAGAGAGAUCGCAAUGCCAAUGAUCCGGGGGGUGGACUAAAAGCGCUGGGCGCACACUAUCCGCCACCGCCGGGUAGCAGUCAAGACUACCACGGGCAGUAUAUUAAAACGGAGCCGGGUCUGAUGCCGCCUGGCGGACAGCCCAAUAAAAUGGAGGGUUACGAGCGGAACUAUCAGAACUUUAUACAGUAUGCGGACUUCUGUCAGAACGAUGGUCAAGGUCAGCCAGUGCAACAGCAUCAACAUCAGCAGGACUAUGCUGGCUAUCAUCACAAUUCGGCGUAUUAUGGCGCCGGAGCAGGCAGCUUCCAGCAGAACUUCCAGCAGAGCUUUGUGCCCGGUUAUCAGGCAGCGGCUUAUGGCAGUCGCGGGAAGCCACCCUCGAAUGCAUCGCAUCAUGGACCACACGGCCAUGGGCAUGGUGGCAAUAGCAUGCUUGAGCUGGAAAGGAAACCGGACACGAAUAGCAUUAUACCACUGCCCACCAACUAUGAGAAGGAUAUACCGGCGCAUGCGUAUCCCAUUCCGGCGCAUCGUUAUGCACUCGGACAUGGUGGACCGCCGCCGCCGCCGCCCCACCUCAGUCACCAUGGCAUGCUGGAGCCGAAACUGGAGGAUAUGGGCAUGCUGGGACAUGGACAUGGUCAUAGUCAUGGCUAUCCCUAUCUGGGCGAAGGUAAGCCAAUCAACAAUGGCUUCUCGUGUUGUCGCCAAGGCGGCACCCGGCCUCCGACUGCAGAGCAUCUAAAGGAUGGCACCUGCUUGGGAUUGGGCAUAACGCCCAAGGAGGAACUACUGGAUGAGGAUGAGCUCGCUGAAGCGCACAACGGCAUCAAGGCCAAGUCGAAGAAGCAGAAACAAGACGAGAUACCCGAGAUAGUUGUAAAGCAUGAGAAAAUCAAUCCCAUGUUCGAUACAACGGAUCGUCUCGAAAAGGGCAACAAGACGGAAAUACCAGAAUGCGAAUGCUUCCAGUCCGACAAGAAUCCACCCGAACCGGGCACCUAUUACACACAUCUGGGCACAGCUUCCUCGCUGAUGGAGCUAAGACGCGAGUUUGAGGAUCGCUGCCAGCUAACGGGUCGUCAGUUGCGCAUCGAGAAGAUCGUCUACACAGGCAAAGAGGGCAAAACCACGCAGGGCUGCCCCGUGGCUAAGUGGGUGAUUCGUCGUGCCGAUCCCGAAGAGAAGAUACUGGUUGUGGUUAAAAAGCGACCCGGUCACAGAUGUAUUGCCGCUUACAUUGUGGUGUGCAUGGUGGCCUGGGAUGGAGUGCCGCGUCUGGAGGCGGACAAUGCCUACAAGAAUUUGAUACCCAAGCUCAACAAAUAUGGUUUACCCACCACGCGCCGUUGCGCCACCAAUGAGAAUCGCACCUGUGCCUGCCAAGGUCUGGAUCCGGAGACGUCUGGGGCGUCGUACAGCUUUGGAUGCAGUUGGUCCAUGUACUACAAUGGCUGCAAAUAUGCACGCUCCAAGACUGUGCGCAAGUUUCGGCUGUCUGUGAAGAGUGAAGAGGCAGCGAUCGAGGAUCACAUGAAUCUGAUAGCGACACUGCUGGCGCCGGUCUUUAAGCAAGUGUGUCCACGCUCCUAUGACAAUCAGACAAAGUACGAGCAUGAGGCAUCCGACUGCCGACUGGGCCUGGAGCCGGGUAAACCCUUCUCUGGUGUGACAGCCUGCUUGGACUUUUGUGCGCACUCGCAUCGCGAUCUGCACAACAUGCAGGAUGGCUGCACAGUCCAUGUGGCACUGUUGAAGCCCGGUAAUCGCGAUAGCCGCCUGCCCGACGACGAGCAGUUCCAUGUCCUGCCGCUCUACACGAUGGACGGCACGGACGAGUUCGAGAGCGUCGAGGGGCAGCGCGACAAGCAUCGCACCGGUGCCGUGCAAAUGCUGGACAAAUUCCCCUGCGAAGUACGCGUGCGUUCCACGCCGUUGAUACCUUGUCGCCGGCAUGGCAAAAAGCGUAAAGAGGAUGAGCCGGCAACGCCGGAUGGCGAGCAGGAUGCCGCCGCCGAUGGGAGCAGUCAAAGCUCCAGCAAUGGUGCCCAGCAAACGCAAUCGCAGCAGAGCAGUCCGCCCGCCCUUGCCAUCAAGAAGGAGAACGGUACUAGCAACAGCAACAGUAGCAACAGUAACAGUAACAGCAGCAACAGCAAAUCAAAGUCCAAGUCAAAGUCGAAUAACUCCAGCGCAUCCACACCUGGUUCAGCGCCGCCAACGACGCCAUCGCCACGUUGCCAGACGCCCGUCACCAACAAUCCCAGUCCGGCAGGCAGCGCAUUCAGUACGCCGCCAGUCAAUCAACACGGCGCCAAUCCCAACAACAACAACAACAGCAAUGUUGCAGGUGCUGCCGGUGCAGUAGCGCCACCUGGCGCCCAACCCAACCAACUGAUGAGCUCCAAUUCGAGCCUAAUGAACAUGGCCACGAUGAUCGAUACGUUCACGGACGCCCAACUGCAAUCGAAUCAGAUCUCUAGCACCGUGCUGGAUUCGCCCUAUUCCUACGACUACCAGACGGGCUCCUACAUUGAUUCGCGCAACUACUAUGGCAACUGGCCGCCACAUGCGAUGCAAAUGGCUGCUGGUACCGCUGCAUUGACGCCGACGACGCCGGCAGCGCCGCUGGUGCAACAUACGCAUACUGUGACGCCGCCAAUAGCAACGGCAGCAGCAGCCGGAGUAGCAUCAGCAAUUGCACCGAUUGCGCCCGUUGCGGCGCCCGCAGCAGCAGUUGCUCCUCCAGCUGGCACCGCUUUGCCGCCCGCCACGCCCAUUACAGUGACGCCAACGCCCGCGCAGCAUGAUGCCAGCAAUGGCUAUACGCCGAGCUAUAACAAUCUAACGUCACCAGCAUUGAGCGCACAACAACAGCAGCAGCAGCAGCAACAACAACAGCAGCAGCAACAGCAACAGCAGCAGCAACAACAACAGCAACAGCAGCAACAGCAGCAGCAGCAGCAGCAAAGUGGUGUCGACAUUUCUGCAGUUGUUGGUGGUGAGCUGAAGAGUCGCGUCAGCGAGGAGAAUCCCGACUCGACAACGCUUGUGAAUCACUCCUUGGUCGAGAGUAAGUUAACCGCUUUGACAGCCAUGCAACCCAUGACUAAUCUAGCACCACCACUUCAUCACCACCAUCAUCACCAUCAUCCGCAUACGCCAGAGGGUUUCGUCAAGCCAAAGCCACCGCCCAGUGAUUAUCAGUACUCGCAGUAUCCGAACAACUAUCAGAUGUAUCCUCCACCGCCGCCGCCGCCGCAUUCGGCAUACUCCGCCUACGAUGCCUAUCAGAAUAUGAACUACAACUAUGGGUAUCAUCAUCAGGCGUACUCACCGUAUGGCAUGUAUCCGCAGCAGACGCCGCCACCGACGCCGCCUCCGCCGUCGCCCAACUGGAAUGUCUAUGGACAUCAUCAGAGCUCCGGCGGAUAUGGACCCACGGCGGGAGCACCAACAGCGACAGGUGGCAGCAUGAUAGCCACACAUGGUAGCAUUCCGCCGACAGCAGCAGCGGCUCUUGUCAAACCUGUGUUGCCAACAGCGUUGCCACUGCAUCAACAGCAGCAACAACAGCAGCAGCAGCAACAACUACAACAGCAGCAGCAGCAUCAACAGCAACAACAGCAGCUGCAGCAGCAACAGUUGCCCGUAACACCGCCACAGACUAUUCUGCCAGAUUUGAGUAAUGGUCAACUGGCUGGGGAACCAAUUGUUACGCCCAUUGCAGCACCGAUAAUUGAAGCACCCCCGUUGGGCAUCAGCAGCAACAACAGUAAUAGCAGCAACAGCAGCGAUGCCAACGGCAACACAGCAGCAGCUGCUGCAGCUGCGGCUGCAGCUGUAGCUGGCAGUAAUACAACAACAACUGUGGCGCCCGCCAGCACCAAUUCGAGUAAAAUUGAACCCAUCGGUGAGGUGGCCGAAAUCAAUGAGAACAUCGAAGCGUUUCAGGAUCCACAAAUGGGCGGCGUUGCGAUCGCUCUGAAUCAUGGCAGUGUGCUGAUCGAGUGUGCCAAGCAUGAGAUGCAUGCAACGACAGCAGUGCGACGACCAGAUCGACAUACGCCGACUCGGAUGACACUGAUCUUCUACCAACAUCGCAAUUUGAAUCGUGCGCGGCACGGCAUCGAUGAAUGGGAGGAGAAGAUGCGCGUGAAGAAGAUCAACACGGACCUCGACAAUAAAGCCAAAGAGGAGCGCGAGCGUCUGCUAAAGAAGGCCGCCGGCGAUGAUGAUGACGAUGAGGAUAUGCAUGAUGAACAGCUGGCGACGGCGACAGCGGCGACGCCAGCGAUGCCCAGCAUUAAAAAGGAAAGCAAUGGUGGCAAUGCCAUCAAGAACGGCGCCAGUGGCAGUAAAAAGAAAAAGAGCGAUAACAGCAAGAAAUCGCAGGCGAACAACAACAAUAAUAACAAUAACAAUAACAACAACAACAGCAGCAGCAGUGAGCAGCCAAAAAACGAGAAAGUUGCCCUCCACGCACCAACACUAACAACAACGUCGUGGACAACCCUGUUUCCUAUGCACCCAUGUGUGGUUACGGGGCCCUAUCAGGAGGGCAAUAGCAGUCCGACAUCGUCCACGACUGGCAGCAACGCCAACAACAACGCCAAUGCCAACAACAACAACAACAACUGCAACAACAGCAACAGCAAUGCCCCACAGACGCCAACAGCAGCCGGGGGCGUGCCGCAGCCACCGCCGUCGCUGCCCACGCAGCAGCAAACCUGAGCGCCUAUCGUCACCAAAUGUGUGGUAACUACUACUAUUGGUAAUAGUCAAAGUAGUUGCUAUGGUUGUUAUUGCUGUUGUUGUUAUAGUUGUCGCUUAGCUCCUCAAUUGCUGUUUAGCUCAAAGCUUAAGCCGCAAACGACUGAAAUAUUCUCACAACAAUUAUUUUUGUAAAACGCAUCCUGAUUUCGUGUGCCAUACGAGGAGAGGAGGCGGACAGCAGCAGCAGCAGCAACAGCAGCAGCAACAGCAGCAGCAGCAGCGGGUGUCAGUUCCAGUCACCAUUCCAGCAUGCAGUAAUACACUACCAAAACUCCACUACAAACAAGCAAACACACUCACACACACACACACACUCCCUCUCUCACAUAUGCCUAGUUUAUACACUGGAAGAAAGAAAAACAAUCAAAUGCAGCUAGAUACAUAUAUAUAUAUAUGUAUUUAAAGAAAAACAAAACGAAAAAAAAACAAAACAAAUAUACUUUAGUUGAUUAAGCUAUAUAAGCAGCUAUAUUGUUGGCAAAUUUCUGUUAAAUGAGUUGAUAAUUUUCCUUAAUUUUUGUUCUCUUCUUCUGUUUAAGAAGCAAAACAGCAAACACACUAUAAAACAAACAAACAAACAAACUACAGAACAAAACACUAGAAUUCAAAAACAACAAAUUAAUAACUAAAACAAAAAAAUACCUAAUAAACAAAAUGCUAAAGAAAUGUUUGCUUGAGUUUCUAUCGUGAGCAAAAAAGUAAAAGAAAACAAAAUAAAAUAAAAACAAAUUAAGGUUAACAAAGAAAGCAAGCAAAAGCUAAAAGAAAAACUGUUAGUGGACGGAUACUCGUAAAAGAUCAUUGCCAAAAGUACAAAUAAACCAAUUUUUUAAAAAGCAAACUAGAAACAUCGUAAUACAAAAACAAACAAAACAAAAAACGUAAAGAAUUUCGCAAACAAGAAAACAAACAUAAUUAAAUAGUUGGUAACAAGUUUUUACAGAGACACACUGAAAUAGCACAUAAAAAAUACCUAUUUUAAAAUACUUUCUGUUCCCCGUUACUUUUACGAAUGCAACAAUUUGACUAUCUUUUGGGGCUGUUGCAUACUUUGCAGCGCCAAGCGAAUUCGAAUUGUCUGCCAGCAAAUGUUGCCAUUUUUGGGUGCAUUCCGAGCGACUUUCCCAUUCGAUGAUCGCCAUUUUGCACGCAAUAAAGCUGCAUUUGCCACAUUUGAUUUACCGUUAACUGCAAGUACACUUACAGAAUACACCCACACACACACACAAACACACAGAGAGCGUAUCAAAGGCAACCAACAAUAACAUAAAAGUAAAAAAAAAAACAAAUAAACAAAAACAAAAGCAAAGAAAAAUGAAAAAAAAAACAAAUUAAUUUUCCAUACUAACAUAUUUUGCAUGUAGUUGUAUGUGUGUGUCUGGCGAUUUGAACGCAUCGAGGGGGGCUGGGGUGGGCAGCAUUUUAAGCUAAGCAUACGUAAAAAGCACAUAAGUAAGCAUAAAACAUAACAAAUGAAGCAAAGAGUGAAUGGAAUGAUAGAAGAGCAGCGCGUAAAGCAUCAAGACAUUUUUUAAACAUUAUUCAUAAUUUAAGUUUAAGCAAAACGAAAAACAAAAAAAAACAAAAACAAAAUACAAAAAUACUACACACAUACAUAUAUAAAAAUAAAGAGCAAGAGAUGAAGUUUUAUUUAUUUAUGCGUGCCCCAACAAAAAAGGCAAAAUCCUUUUUUUUAUGAAAUGUGCUGUAAAUGUUAAAGCAAAUUCAAAGGAGAAAAAUAAAAAUGAAAAUCCCAAAAAAAAAAGAAAGACUCGAAACCAAGCAAGUAUUAAGUACACAAAAACAAACAACUAUAAAUGAACUAAAGAAAUAACAUUUUGCUUAAUCAUUUCACACAUGGAUUGUUGUAAAAAGCAAACUCAAUUAAUUUACAUCCAUCCAAAACAAAAAAAAAAACAAAAACAAAAAACAAAAUGGCAGC
Drosophila grimshawi is the source of this 11050-nucleotide messenger RNA. RefSeq names its product DNA N6-methyl adenine demethylase (gene Tet). Gene Ontology annotation, biological process: positive regulation of transcription by RNA polymerase II; oxidative demethylation. Lineage: Eukaryota; Metazoa; Arthropoda; Insecta; Diptera; Drosophilidae. The record is from RefSeq and is a predicted model, not a curated record. Gene Ontology annotation, cellular component: nucleus. Bases 172 to 9066 code for a protein of 2964 amino acids. The transcript is spliced from 11 exons. Gene Ontology annotation, molecular function: zinc ion binding; DNA 5-methylcytosine dioxygenase activity; DNA binding.